AUCUCAAUGGCUUGAUUGAUAUUGCCAACGGGGAAAUGAUGUAGUAUAUUUGAUAUGAAGAUCAGGAAUCUCCUGAAACCGUGGUUCAGUGACGGCAUGGCCCGGAAAGUUGUAUAUGUUUGGCUACUGCGGAGUAUAUCUGGCCCAGCUAUAGAAGACCCAGUCUGGCUGAAAAGUGGCAGCACGGUUGUCCAAUCAUUUGGAAAUUUUGCAAGGUUCGGAGAAAUUCUGUCAAAACAUGGUUGGGUUCUGGAUAUGUGAAUGUUACUG
Molecule: messenger RNA, 270 nt
Organism: Aspergillus sclerotioniger CBS 115572
Lineage: Eukaryota; Fungi; Ascomycota; Eurotiomycetes; Eurotiales; Aspergillaceae
Exons: 1
Coding region: 97-261 (54 amino acids)
Source: RefSeq, a predicted model, not a curated record